This is a messenger RNA of Pelmatolapia mariae (spotted tilapia), 5375 nucleotides long. It is a transcript of the gene pou2f2b, whose product is annotated as POU class 2 homeobox 2b. The coding region runs from base 211 to 2466 and encodes 751 amino acids. The transcript is spliced from 16 exons. Gene Ontology annotation, molecular function: RNA polymerase II cis-regulatory region sequence-specific DNA binding; DNA-binding transcription factor activity, RNA polymerase II-specific. Lineage: Eukaryota; Metazoa; Chordata; Actinopteri; Cichliformes; Cichlidae. Gene Ontology annotation, biological process: regulation of transcription by RNA polymerase II. Gene Ontology annotation, cellular component: nucleus. The record is from RefSeq and is a predicted model, not a curated record.
ACCAGUCUACAGAUGUAAAUAAAGUGCGCAGCUGGGGCUACAUGUGUACACACCUAACGGCGAAUGUUCUGAGCUCUCCAUACCAAAUAUUGUCCAAAAGCUGUCUGCCAGAGAAACGGACGAAAGUGCAGGAGCUUCAGAGGACGACAGAGCUUGUUACAGUACAUCUGACAGAUUAUUUGCAUCAAAACAACAAGCCGGAGGAAGAUCAUGUUUGUUCCUUUGCCGGUGCCGUUCGUGUUUCAGAGAGCUACCCCUGACCUCAACGCCUGGCGUCUCAAAUCCCCUCUGGCUCUCCGCUCCAACUCCGAUAUCAGGAUGUCAAAGCCAGGAGAGGCUGAAAAAGUCGGGGCUGACUCACCAUUGGAGGGCACAGAUUCAGAGCGGAAUGGACCAGAAUCAAAUCAUCAGACUCAGUCAAUGAAAGCCUGUCCUUUUCCUCUGUCACCAAACCUGAGCAGCACCAAGACUAAGAUGGAGGAGUGUGCUGACAUGUCCCCAGCCCUCCCUUCCUCUCACGGCCCGACCCCAUCACAGACUGCCCUGCAACACACACAGCUCAUGCUGACCGGCUCCCAGUUAGCAGGGUUGACAGCUCUGUUGCCGGCGCAGCAGCAGCUGUUGCUGCAGCAGGCUCAAGCGCAGCUCCUGGCUGCAGCUGUGCAGCAGUCCAAUGCAGCCCAUGCAGCUCACGCUGCCCACGCAGCCGCCCAAGCCAAUCAGCAAGCUCAGGCAGCUGCAGCAGCCAAUCAGCAAGCCCAGCAGCAGCAGCAGCAGCAACAACAACAGCAACAAGUGGGUCAAACGGGGCAGCAGACUCAGUCGCAGUCCCAGGGACAGAGUACACAGGAGCAGAGCGCCCAAAGCGUCCCUGUCCCACCUCCUCCAUCCCAGCUCACCCUCUCCCAGCCAAUCCAGCUCACUGCCCAGGACAUUCAGCAGUUGCUGCAGCUACAGCAGCUGGUGCUGGUCCCCGGCCACCCGCUCCCGUCUCCUGCCCAGUUCCUCCUUCCACAGGCACAGCAGAGCCAGCAAGGACUCCUAUCGACACCAAAUCUUAUUCCGCUACCUCAGCAAAACCAAGGGAGCCUGCUCUCUGCUCCGACUAGAAUGGGGCUUCAGGCACAGCGAGAUAAGGGUGUGGAGGUGAGUGGUGGAGGUGUGACCACGGUGCCUUCCGUGACCUCUCACCCCGAGGACCCCAGUGACCUGGAAGAGCUGGAACAGUUUGCCCGCACUUUCAAACAAAGACGCAUCAAACUAGGCUUCACACAGGGAGAUGUAGGCUUGGCCAUGGGGAAGCUGUACGGCAAUGACUUCAGCCAGACCACCAUCUCCCGCUUUGAAGCCCUCAACCUGAGCUUUAAGAACAUGUGCAAGCUGAAGCCACUGCUGGAGAAGUGGCUGAAUGAUGCAGAGACCAUGUCCAUAGACAGCACCCUGCCCAGCCCCAGCUCCCUGUCCUCACCCUCUCUGGGCUUCGACGGCGUUCCCUCGCGCCGCAGAAAGAAGAGAACCAGCAUCGAGACGAAUGUACGUGUGGCCCUGGAGCGCUCUUUCGUGACGAACCAGAAGCCUACCUCAGAGGAGAUCCUGCUGAUCGCCGAACAACUCAACAUGGAGAAGGAGGUGAUCCGGGUCUGGUUCUGCAACCGCAGGCAAAAAGAGAAGCGCAUCAACCCGAGCAGUGCCACUCCUCCUCUGCCCAACCAGCCCCCCGCAGCCCCACCAGCGCACAAGCCACCCUGCUACAGCCCUCACAUGAUGUCUAGCCAGAUGUCACAGGCCGUGACGAGUCUCAGCAGCACAUCGGUGACCACCAUGUCCUCCGUCUGCCCUCUGACUUCCAGCCUCACCUCCACCCACCCCUCUCUCAGCUUAACCCACACCCCACUCAGCUCCACUCCCUCCCCGGCAACUCCACCUCCUCCACCUAUUCCUCCCCGCAGCACAGCCAGCCCGGCCAGCCACAGCACACUCAACCUUAACACAGGCUUAUGGCGAAUGGGUAAAAAGAAUGGUGACGUGUCUAACUACAUCACCGAUUUUGCUGCAAACUUGAGGAACACUGUGAUGGGAGUUAACACAGGGAUGAAUCAAGCCCUCCUCGGUAACAAUCCCCUGGCCACUAUCCAAGCCCUAGCAGCCAGUGGUGGCCACCUACCUCUUUCCACUCUUGAGGGUGGGAGCAAGGUGAUGCUGGGGGCAUCCGGGGGUCAAGGGGGGGGCAUCCCCUCCUCCCUCUUCCUCAACCACCCCGCCCUCCUCCACAUGGGCCAGAAUCCCAACGCCGGACUGGUCAGCACCGCCGUAGCCAAAGUCUCCCAGCCCUCGCCCUUCCCCUCGGCCAGCAGCAUCAGCCCCACACCCUGCUCCCCCUCGCCCUGCUCCAGCCCCGCCUCUUCCUGCUCCUCCAGUGAAAUGGCACACAGCCCGCCCUCUCUGGGCGGGGCCAAGAUCGAGUGACCCCACCAAGGGCCAAUCAGAGAGGAGGAGGAAGGAGGAUACGAUAACCUCGCCUUUCACACCAAAGCUAUCUCUUUCUCUCUCUUGUGCUCUUCUUUUGUUAUUUUUCUUUUCCUCAAUGGCUCUCUCUCUCCUUCUCUCCCACUCUUUCGAUGCCAAAAAUACACAGAAUGAAAGAGGAGAGAUGGAGGGAAAGAGGUGAAAGAGGGGAGAAGGGAGAGAAAGGAGAAGAUUGAAACCAAAAAUCUUUAUCUAUCCAAAAAAAAACCAAACAAAGAUGGAAAGGAGGCAACGUGGGACCUUUUUGUCAAGAACACGUGAUGUCGACACGGCACCUCUCCACUCUUUCUCUUUGAAGGAAAGCAAACCGAUGACUCUUUAACGAAGAGAUGGUAGAGGUGCUCGUCGAAGUGCAUAAACCAAAAAUGACAAAAGAAAAACUUUACUAUAUGACAAAGGAAUGGCGCAAGGACAAAAAAAUGAAGAAGAGGAGGACUUUGCUUUCUUUUUUUUUAUUGUUGUUAUUAUUAAUAAGAAAAGCUGCGGGUCUGAAGGAAGAGGAGUGGGGUGGAUAUGUUUAAACCAAAAAUUUACCUGAGGAGGCGGCGGAGGAGGAAUACACAAUGACAAAAAACAAAAAAACCCCAAAAAAUCGACAACCAUACCAAAAUCACAAAUACCAAAAACCAAAAAUACGGAGAGAAAAGCUUUAUUCAAAGGACGUGUAAAUACUGAAGCUAUCCAGGACCAGGACUCUACUGCUACUUUCACACAACAUACAUACACACACACAUGCACACACACACGCCCAUCCAUUCUGCAUCGACUCAUCAUGUCUGCGUCUGCUCAUGUGUUUCCUAUAGGUUUGCAUGUUGGAUUACUUUGAGUGAUUUUCAAACAUCUGCUGUGUAAAAGCUCAUAUAUGAUUGUAUGAUAUGUUUGUCAGCCCUGCUGUAUCUUCAUGUGUGUUUAAGUCUCUUUACCUACCUCUGGUCGCAAGAGCAUAGGAUAGUUUGACUUUAACUUCAUAGCAGGCCUGACAUGUUUUACACUUUGAGAAGAUUUUUUUCUUUUCUUUUUUUUUGUUAACUAUUUAUUAGUGCCAUUAUGAACGGUUUAGCUGGUAUUUAUUUUGUAUGCUGUUGUAGUGUUAGCUUUGGAGUGUGAGUCAUUGUCAUCGUCAUCGUCAUCUUCAGGGUUUCCGCCAGAACAGAGAACAAAAAGCUGUCGGGUCCAGCUGGGGAUUUAAGGUGGCACUCGGUUAAAGGUGGUGCUCAAUGGCUCCUCGCCCGCCGUCAUGCACGGCCUACUGGCAGGACAGCAGGGCUGUGUAGGUGCGGCUUUUGCUAUUUCUGUGCCGAUGGUGAGAAAACGGGAGAAAGGGAGGCACAGUGCGUUUCUCUCUCCUCUUAACAUGAAGAUAAAAUAACGUAGGCUAUACCAGCGGGAGAGUGCGGCUAACCUUGUUUACAUAACCAAAAAAAAGAAAAGAUCCCAGCCAACAGUUUCGGUCUUUAAAUAAGUAAAGUAAAAACUUGCCCCUCAGUUUGGAUCCAGAGAUCCAGCGGGAGGUUUGCAAUACGCUGACGGAAACCCUGAUCUUGAUCUUCAUUGUGGACGUGUCUGUCUUCAUCUGGCAUCUUGUUUUUAAUGUGAACCUUCUCUGCAGGAACAUACGUUACAGUGAUGAUAAAACGCUCAUCUCAGCCCUCACCAAGUGCCAAUAGUUCAAAGAUAAAGAGUUGGCACACUGAGUUGAUUUCAAGGAGUGAAUGAAUUUUUUUAAUUUUUUUAUUUCUUAUCAAGACCUAAACAUUUUCUGUUGUGCUUAAUCAGACCCGCUCUUUGCUCGGUCUUAAAGAUAACCCAUUAUCGGUGACUCCACGGCUUAAAUGAACACGCCCUGCUAAACUUCACACUCUGAAAAUGAUGUUUGUAAAGAGUGGUGACCGUUUGGAAAGUAUGAAAUGGGGCUGUGAUUGGAGAUUUACAGGAAUCACCGUUUGAGAUUGAAGGCUAAACAAGUCAAUAAAGCCAAGUUUAGUCACAGCUGGCUCUCGUUCCUGCCUCGUCAAUCAGCGUAGACGUCCUGACACCUGUAUGUCUAGACAUGUUUACUGAUAUUUGUCUGUUUCCAUCAUCACCCCAUCAAUCAUUUCAUUUUCCACCUCAGACUGCCAUUAAUUCUCAAAUGGAAACCAAAGCAUUUUUUCAAGGCUGGGCUUUUCUAUAAGAGCCGCAGCCAAGACACAUGAACACAAUACAGAGACAGAGGUGGAGAUGAGGGGGGCGGGGGGAGCUGAGAACAGGAGGUUAACACUGGAAGAAGCCCCCACUCCCCUCUGCUGUAAUCCCCUCCACCCGGCCCGUCCAAGAAACCCAACUCGGGAAGGGGGGGGGGGUUUCUUUAUUUAUACGGGGACUGAUCCUUUACUACAACAAAGAAGGGUAUGCUGGGACACGCUGUAGUGAGGGGGGAGCAGGUGUCACAUUUUUUUGUUGUUUUUGCUUUUUUUUUUAAAGAGGAUACCAAAAAUAAACCCAAACCAAAUAAAAACCAAACAAACCCAAAACCCAAGGAGCGACAGAAGCAAACCAAAAAGAACCCAAACCAAAUGUGGCUGGAGGGAGGAGGACGGGAGGAGGACACGGUGCAGGAGAUGAAACAAACGAAGCGUCGCCAUGUGCCUGUCUGUAAGCGUCAGGGCUGCAGUGCCAGCCUCUGUCUGAAACUGUGUAGCAUGGAUGGAGGCGACUUAGAGGAGCAACAGACCGCUCCUCCCCUCCUCUGCCCCCCCCUCCAGCUCAGCUCUCUGGUCCUGGAUGGAGCUAAACGCAAAUGACCUCACUGAACUGAAAUCUUAUUUAAAAGGAAAAAAAAAAUCUGUUUUUAUUUUUCUGUUGGUUGG